Messenger RNA from Poeciliopsis prolifica (blackstripe livebearer), 1201 nucleotides. RefSeq names its product carbonic anhydrase IV b (gene ca4b). NCBI's taxonomy places the organism in Eukaryota, Metazoa, Chordata, Actinopteri, Cyprinodontiformes, Poeciliidae. Gene Ontology annotation, molecular function: carbonate dehydratase activity; zinc ion binding. The transcript has 8 exons. Gene Ontology annotation, cellular component: plasma membrane. The record is from RefSeq and is a predicted model, not a curated record. The annotation marks the transcript as partial.
CGAGGGAGCCGGGAGAACACCGGGAUCUUUAUAGUCCGGAGUUCUGCUGCACGGAAACGCCCCAUUCUGCGCGAAUGGUGCUACCAGUCACAGGUUAGCUGCAACAGGUCCUGUCCAGGUCCAGAUGCGUGGCAGACAGUUUCUCACCAAUGCGGUGGCAGAUCUCAGUCUCCAGUGAACAUCGUGACGAGGAAAACGGUCAAAGACGAGCGCCUUACCCCGCUUCAGUUUGACGGCUACCAGGAGGCGUUUAACUUCCACCUCAGAAACAACGGUCACACUGUUCAGCUGGACUUACCCCCUGGUGUUGGGGUCAGUGGAGGACACUUGGAUGCAAAUUACAAAGCCAUUCAGCUCCAUCUGCACUGGGGCAAGAACGGCUCAGCUGGAUCCGAACACACGAUUGAUGGAGAGCAGUUUCCCAUGGAGAUGCACAUUGUCCACAUCAAAGAAGAUUACAACUCUUUGUCCCAGGCUGUGAAGGACCCCACUGGAAUUGCAGUUCUUGGAUUUUUCUUUCAGGAGUCUCUGUCAGAGAAUAAGAAGUACACUCCCCUAGUUGAUGCUCUGAAGCAGAUCAUUAAACCCUCCAGUAACGCAUCGGUGUCAGGGGUCUCCUUGGAAAUGCUUAUUCCCCCUCAGAGCAGCUUGACGAAAUACUUCAGGUACAGCGGCUCCCUCACAACACCCGACUGCGCUGAAGCCGUCGUCUGGACGCUGUUUGAAAGCACCGUUCCUCUGAGCAGGACUCAGCUCUCUGCAUUCUGGCAGCUUCAGUUUCCCGAAGGGACAGAAAUGAUUCAGACCUACCGGCCAGCGCAGCCUUUGAACGACAGGUCUGUGUUCUACUCUACAGGAAACGCUUCCCUGGUCAGCUGGGCGCUGCUGCUCAUGUCGGUGCUGCUUUCCACACUCUGACCAACAAAAGCUUUGUUUGACGCAGACUCUGUUGGGAAAUGUGGUGAAUGUUUGACUGUCAAAAUUAUUUAGAGAAACUGAACAGAUUAUAUGUUAAGGCUAAAAGCUUCUUGCCUCAUGCUUCUCGUCGUUUAUUUUGUUUAAAUAUUUACUGACAUUAUCAGAAAUCAGAUUGUGGUUGUAAAGUUACAUCAUUAUUUAAGUUUCAAAGAUUACGGUAAUUUAUUUCAAAAGUAUCUGAUUUUUUUUUGUGUGCCUCUAAGCAAAUAUUUUGUCUGUCGAG